Molecule: messenger RNA, 1572 nt
Organism: Mesorhabditis belari
Lineage: Eukaryota; Metazoa; Nematoda; Chromadorea; Rhabditida; Rhabditidae
Source: the annotation of a GenBank genome assembly
AUGUUUACAUCUUCACCGUCAUCAUCUUCCUCGAGAAGUUUCCGCCAAGUCGUCAAGGUGAUUGCUGACUUUGACAAAGAAGUAUCAGAGAUUUUGGAACAUCGCUUGUUGCACCUUGAAAUCGAUGAUCUGAUUCAAUUGACCGAAGAACGAUCAAGUGACAAACAUGUUGACUAUUGGAAAAUCCAUGUAAAAAAGGGACCCGAAUGGAAAUUGCACUAUUUUCUUAAAGAGGGUGAAUGGUUUGAAACGGUCGAACACUUGCUAAACUUUUAUCAAAAUGCGCCUUUACCAAAAGAGAUCGGGCAAUCGAAUAUUUUGACUUUACCGGUUCAAGUGUCGACAUGGAAUCAAGAGAUGCGACCGGAUCUCGGUCAACUGUGGAGAAUCAAAUAUGAACACUUGAGCAUCAUGAAGAAGGAAAAUGAAGGACAUUAUGGAGAAGUCUUUUGUGGCCAAUGGAACCAGAGUCUCGUUGCAAUCAAAAAGCCAAAAGUGCGCUCGUAUCCGCUCACCGAAAAAGAGAAGUCAAGCUUUGCGAGAGAAGCUCGACACCUUAAAUCGCUCAAUCAUCCGAAUAUUGUUCUCUUUUAUGGGAUUUCUGAAUAUAAUGACAUUCCUUGUAUGGUGACUGAAUUUCUGGAAAACGGUGACUUGAGAGCGUUUAUGAAGUCGCGUCAAGAGAUGGGCAUUUACGAGAUAUGGAGUGUGCUUAUUCAGAUAGCAAGUGGAAUGGAUUAUCUCGAAACUCGACCAGUGCCCAUAAUCCAUCGAGACCUUGCUGCAAGGAAUGUUUUGAUUGGUUCGAUUGUUGAUGGAAAUCCGUUAGUAAAGAUCAGUGAUUUUGGAUUAGCGAGAGAACUCUUGGAUAAGAAUUACUAUCGUUCAAAUGAAUGUCCAUUUCAAUGGUGCCCACCUGAGACCCUGGACACGGGAUAUUUCUCUCGUGGAUCCGACAUGUGGUCAUUCGGAGUGAUUUGUUCUGGAAUGAAAUAUCUUCAUUCUCGUGGUAUUUUACAUGGACAUUUAUCGGCUGCGAAUUGCUUGAUGGGCGAUCCCGAUCUUGCACCGUUGGUGCAGAUUAGUGACUAUCACAGAUCGUACGAGCCAAUCGGUUCAGCAAAAGAUUUUCAGCUACGUUGGUGCUCAAUUGAGACAAUUAAAACAAAGGUGAAAACGUUUCAAAACGAUAUUUGGUCUUUUGGAGUAGUCAUCUGGGAGGUUUUCUCAUAUGGAGCGACUCCAUAUAAAGGCAUACAAGUUAAUGCUUUGCUAUCUUCUUUGAAGGGUGGCUCUCGGCUGGAAAGGCCGUCUAAAUGCCCAAAGGAUAUUUACGAAAGAAUUAUGAUGAAAUGUUUCAAAGAGAAACCAUUGACACGCCCCGAUUUCGGAAAUUUGGAACUAAUGUUAAUGGAGAGUCGAAAGAACUGGCAGCACAUUGUUGAUGGGAAAGGUGCAAUCUCGAUGCGGCUCUUUCUGGUUCUCUUCAUCUUGCUCAUCGUUUGCGACCCAGGAGUUGUGGCGGAACUGCGUGUCGAAUCGGGUCAUGCCCGAAAAGCCACACUUCUAGCA